GUUUGGGAGCGGGUCACGUGGUGCGGGGCAGGUUUCCGUGUUUUGCCCCAGUCCGCUGCUCCACCGUCCCGGCGCGGCUUGAGAGGAGGAUGCUCCGCAGCCAUGGCUUUUCUCAAGACGCACGAACGGACCAAAGAAAGGUUUUCCCUGCUGCUGCUGGACCUGGAGGAGUACUACUUCGAGCAGCACACGGCGUAUCACCUGACCGGCGCCUCAGACAAGGACAGAAAAGUGCGAGGUUCCUUCAAGGUCUGUUCCAGAUCCGUCAUAUUUGAUCCAGAAGAUCUUUCAGAGCCGAUCUUAAAGAUUCCUCUGAGAGACUGCAAGAAGAUCGAGUUUGUGGAGAAGGAGAGCAACCCGUUCCACGAACCCAGACCUUCGCUUCUGUCCAUCGUCUGCGGCCAGGUCAUCUCCAUCAAGGAGAGCAGCGUCAUCGCGCCGUACAGGAACGACAGGGGGACCAGAAAGCUGACCUUCCAGCUGGAGGUUUGGAGUAAAACGGAAGAUGUCGUCCAGACGCUGCUGCAGCUCCACCGGGCGUCCUGUCUGGAGAGACUGGGGGACCAGACGGCCAUGAUCGCUGCCAAUCUGCAGUCCCGACUCGCUCGCACGUCGUUCGACAAAAACUGUUUCCAGAGCGUGGCGGAGAAGCCUCACAUGGAGUGCGCCGUGGAGAUGGUCAUGCCUCUGGUGUCCAACCCGGGCCACGUGUGCAUCACCGACGAAAACCUCUACUUCCAGCCUCUGAACGGCUACCCGGAAAACGUGAUUCUGAUCCGACUGCACAGAAUCAGGAGGAUCUAUAAACGGCGCCACAGCCUCAGACCUCUGGGUCUGGAGGUUUUCUGCACGGAGAACGAUUUCUGCUCGGACAUCUAUCUGAAGUUUUACAGCACGGCGGACAGAGACGAGAUCUACUACUACAUCGCCUCCUUCCUGGAGAACCACGUGACGGAGCACACGGCGGAGAGCUACAUGCUGCAGUGGCAGCGCGGCCACCUGAGUAACUACCAGUACCUGCUGCACCUCAACAACCUGGCCGACCGCAGCUGCAACGACCUGUCGCAGUACCCCGUCUUCCCCUGGGUGCUGGAGGACUACAGCAGCCCGCAGCUCGACAUGACGAACUCGGUGACCUUCAGGGACCUCAGCAAACCGGUGGGAGCUCUGAACCAGGAGCGGCUGGACCGACUGCUGGCGCGGUACAGAGGCAUGCCCGAGCCCCGCUUCCUGUACGGCAGCCACUACUCCUCGCCGGGAUACGUCCUGUUCUACCUGGUCAGAAUCGCUCCAGAGCACAUGCUGUGUCUCCAGAACGGCCGCUACGACCACGCAGACCGCAUGUUCACCAGUAUAGGUGAAACUUGGAAAAACUGCUUAGAAGGAGCGACUGAUUUCAAAGAGCUGAUCCCAGAGUUCUACGGGGAGGACUCCAGCUUCCUGGAGAACAGGCUGAAUCUCGAUCUGGGCAGGAAGCAGAACGGGAAGCUGGUCGGCGACGUGAUUCUGCCCCCGUGGGCCGCAGACGCCAGUGAUUUCCUACAAAAGCACAAGAAGGCGCUGGAGAGCCAGUUCGUGUCGGAGCACCUCCACCAGUGGAUCGACCUGGUGUUCGGCUUCAAGCAGAGGGGCAGCGAGGCUGUAGCGGCUCACAACGUGUUUCACCCGCUCACCUAUGAAGGAAGCAUCGACUGCGACAGCAUCGAGGACACGGACCAGAGGAUCGCCAUGCUCACGCAGAUCCUGGAGUUCGGCCAGACGCCCACCCAGCUGUUCACCAGCCCCCACCCGCAGAGGAUCACGCCGCGCUUCCACAACAUCACCCGCAGCCCCAGCGCCGCCUCUCCGGUCAGCGAGCUGUCUCCAGGCUCCCAGAGUGAAGACCUGUCCUUCGAAGACCUGACCGAGGAGAGCCGGACGUUGUCCUGGGCCGACAUGGGGAGUCUGACGAUGGUGUCCAGCCACAGAGUCCACAAGGAAGCCGUGACGGGCGUCGCCGUGACUCGAGACGGAGACGCUGUCUUCUCCACGUCGCAAGACUCGACACUUAAAAUGUUCUCCAAAGACCUGGCGGCCUUCCAGAGGAGCAUGUCGUUCUCCAACAUGGCGCUGUCGUCCUGCCUGAUGCUGGCCGACGGGAAAACGGUGGUGUGCUCCUCGUGGGACAACAACGUCUACUUCUACUCCGUGCCGUUCGGCCGCCGUCAGGACACGCUGAUGGGUCACGACGACGCCGUCAGCGAGCUGUGCUGGUUCGACGAGCGGCUCUACACGGCGUCCUGGGACUCCACCGUCAAGGUGUGGCUCUGCCCCUCCAGCCAGCUGUCCUCUCACAAGAGGUGCCAGUUCGAGCUGCUGGCCGAGCUGGAGCACGACGCCGGGGUGAACACGGUGGCUCUGAACCCGGCGGGGACCCUGCUGGCGUCCGGCUGUAAGGACGGCACCGUGUCCAUCUGGGACACCGGCAGCUACGCCGCGCUGCAGCAGGUCCACUGCCACUCCGGGAACAUCCACCGCGCCGCCUUCAGUCCCGACAGCCGACACGUCCUCAGCGUGGGAGCAGACUGCUGCAUGAAGGUUACCGACGUCCAGACGGGGAUGGUGACCUCCUCCCUGAGAGCCGAGGAGGAGCAGAGGUGUUUCUGCUGGGACGGGAGCUCGGUGCUGUGUGGCGGCCGGUCUGGAGACCUCCUGCUGUGGGACCUGCUCAGCAGCACCGUCACCAAGAGGAUCCCCGCUCACUCAGGAGCCGUCACCGCCAUGUGGAUGAGCGACCUGUGCACCACGGUGAUCACAGGCGGCGAGGACCGACAGAUCAUCUUCUGGAAGCUGCAGAGCUAAAGAGGCGGCGGCGCGCCGGAAAGACUCUGGGUGUGACGGACUGCGGCGCGCAGGCCGAGACGGGAGCAGAGGAUCGUCUGAGAGCCGGAGGCGGUACAGCAGGGCGUUCGCCUUAUUUUCACUCCUGCUUUCAGCCCGCUGAUCUUCCUGCAGGUCAUGUGUCGAAGUCUCUGCUCAGCUGUCAGACUGAUGGAAUCCUGCUUCUUUUUUUCUUUUUUCUUUUUUCUUUUAAACCAGCAACUGUUUUUUUCAAGCCAAAUGUGCUUUUUAUUGUUUGAAGUGGGCUUAACUGUGUCUAUCGACGCUUCGUGCUGCUCAGGUGUUACAGACUUGUGUUUUUUUGUCCUUAUCUAUCUCAUGACUUGCUGCUCUGUGUGAGUAAUGUUUACCGACGGCCGCGCUGGAGGAGCUCGGUGUGCUCUGAGUCAUUAGAAACACAUGCACAACAUUUAAUCCAGACACUGAGCGGACCGUUAGAAGUGUGAAUGUGACCGCGUGUUUCUCUGAAGGACCUGCAGUCUGUCAACUCCUUUUAGCUUGGACAACGUGGAUUAAGUGACGGCACGAAAACCCGUACAUGCAAAUAACUAAAUGCAAAAUUUCAUUAAACUUCUUUUUAUAAAGCA
Molecule: messenger RNA, 3467 nt
Organism: Salarias fasciatus (jewelled blenny)
Lineage: Eukaryota; Metazoa; Chordata; Actinopteri; Blenniiformes; Blenniidae
Gene: nsmaf
Product: neutral sphingomyelinase (N-SMase) activation associated factor
Exons: 31
Coding region: 103-2841 (912 amino acids)
Molecular function (GO): protein binding
Source: RefSeq, a predicted model, not a curated record